Ostrea edulis (European flat oyster) is the source of this 3279-nucleotide messenger RNA. Its product is annotated as protein farnesyltransferase/geranylgeranyltransferase type-1 subunit alpha-like. Lineage: Eukaryota; Metazoa; Mollusca; Bivalvia; Ostreida; Ostreidae. Gene Ontology annotation, molecular function: CAAX-protein geranylgeranyltransferase activity; protein farnesyltransferase activity. Gene Ontology annotation, cellular component: protein farnesyltransferase complex; CAAX-protein geranylgeranyltransferase complex; cytoplasm. The transcript is spliced from 8 exons. The record is from RefSeq and is a predicted model, not a curated record. Bases 57 to 1064 code for a protein of 335 amino acids. Gene Ontology annotation, biological process: protein geranylgeranylation; protein farnesylation.
CCUGUAUUUUUCCAUUCACCGCAUUGCCUCCUUCUUUCGCUGCCCGGUUACCCGCCAUGUCGGAAAGUGAUUCGGACGAAGGGACCAAAACUUCAACCUGGGUCCCUUACAGAGACCGCGAGGAAUGGAAAGACGUCACCCCUGUCCCCCAGGACGACGGACCCGGUCCGGUGGUGCAGAUUGCAUACUCGGACGAUUUCCAGGAUGUGUAUGAUUACUUCCGGGCAGUCAUGGCUGCGGAGGAAGUGAGCGAACGUGCUCUGGAGUUAACCAAGGAUGCAGCUAGACUGAAUGCUGCCAACUACACUGUGUGGCACUACAGACGGAUUCUUUUGAAAGAACUGAAGAAAGACCUGAAUGCGGAGAUGAAAUACAUUACGGACAUGAUUAUCUCCCAUCCCAAGAACUACCAAGUCUGGCACCACCGCAGAGUGAUCGUGGAGUGGCUGCAAGACCCAUCACAGGAACUGGAGUUCACCGCCCAGAUCCUGAGAAAAGAUGCCAAGAAUUACCACACCUGGCAACAUAGACAGUGGGUGAUAAGGGAGUUUGGACUCUGGGACAAGGAACUGGAUUACAUUGACACCCUGCUAAAAGAAGAUCUCCGGAACAACUCCGCUUGGAAUCAGAGAUAUUUUGUCAUCAACAAUACCACAGGUUACACGAAAGAUGUCGUUACUAAGGAGGUGGGAUACACCCAGGAAUUUAUCAAGAAGGCCCCAAAUAAUGAAAGUGCUUGGAACUACUUGAAAGGGAUCCUGAUGGACUUCGAGCUACACAAGUAUCCAGGACUUCUGGAAUUUUGUCAACAACUUUAUGAUGACCGCUACAGAUCACCAUACCUGAUCGCUUGUAUGAUUGACACCUAUGAAGAGAUGCUGGAGGAGAAUUGUGGAGAGCGUAAAGAGGUGUUGCAGAAAGCUGUUUCGCUGUGUAGAUCCCUGGCGGAGGAAUACGACACAAUUCGUUCAGAAUACUGGGAUUACCUAUCCCGGAUUCUGUCCAAUAAGUAUGGGAACCUGGAGGGCAGCCAGUCUGGAACUAUGGUGCAGGAAACUUCUUGAUGGUCCGUACUCGGAAGAGAACGUGACGAUAGACAAUGAGAGGAUUUCUAAAUAAUUAUUAGAUGUUGAUGAACAACUCUUUGCUGUUAGUCAUACUCCCAGAAAACCUGGUCUCUGCCAUACUGCUAGUUAUGUGACUGUAGAAGAUACAGGGUUCUAAUUUUAGAUGUUGUGUUCUGAAUUGUCUAUCCACAAUGUGCUGUAUAAUGAUAUGGUGUUUUCUGUCCAUCCGAUUGUCGAUCUGGCAGAGCUUUCCAUUUCUAGGACAUACCUAGCUCACACAUUAUAAGAUCAUCACACCUUUAGGAUGGCAUGGGGGUGUAUCACUCCUUUAAGGAGAGGAAAAUGUCAUGCCCCAUUUAAAGGUAACAAUGACAUCAUUUUCAAAAUGCAUAUCUGUGAUCAUAUCAUCAAAUGGCACAUUGUCAGGGGAGGGGGCAUGCCCCUAAACAAAACUCAAAACUGAUCGUUACUGCCUCAUUUUGGAAUGUUGCUGUGCAUACUUUCAAUAUAACAUCUUAUAUUAAGAAUUUUUAUCAAAUGUCAGAAUCUUGUUCUGGAUUGGCGUAUCCUGUCCCGGCUGUGUACCAGAUAUGAUGUAUGUCUUUGAAGGUACCCUGAACUUUGAGGGAUUUUAAUUUGUAUGUCAUGCUUAUUUAUGAGUGAAAAGCAAAUUAAUUUGAUAUACAGCCCUUGGAAGAUUGAUAACAAAUGAACAAUUGAACAAAGUAUUUCCCAUGAUUUGAUAUGGAAUAUUGGAGCCAUUAUGUCGUCUCUGAUUUCAUCACAGAUUUAAUAUUUAGUAUGUUCAAUUAGAUCUCGUUUUCUGCAUUAACUUGGGCAACACUCAGUAAAUAAUGACUAAGGUAGGUACCUGUAUCAGAUAUAGCGAGUGCAGACUCUUGGCACCGUUUUUUGAAAGUGGAAGGGGGUGGGGAGAAAUGUAGAAAAGGUUGCUUUGAUAUUUGUGUCAAAAUUUUUAAAACCACAAAAUCAUGGAGGGGGAUGUUAUACUUCAAUACAUGAGUGCAAUGCAUUGUUUUUUUUUCCACUACCAUUCACCACUACUAUAAAAAGAGUGACCAGCUACAUGUAAUAAAUCGGUCUUUGUCUGUAAAAAUAACAAACCUUGUAUGUGAUGAUAUCUCACCUGUCAACACUUUGAAAAAUAGUCCACAAAUCAGUCAGAUAUUUUUAUAUCAGCAAUUAAUGGUCUCUAGCCAUCACUAAUUUGUAUACAAGUGUUGUCCAAGUACAGGGAUAGACAUUCACUUUUCAUCUCACUUACCCUUUGAGCAAGUAAACUCGGAAGUUUUACCUGUCCAAACGAAAAACCUAGUUCGAAAUAUUAUAUCCAGUUAUUCUGAUUAUCUCUGUCAAUUGGUGAUACAGUACAAUUUACUAGAAUGGGCCUUUGCUAUAUAAUCUGAUGAUUCGUUAAAGAAAACAACAAUACAUGUAUAUGGAGUUGGACUUUACUUUCUAAUAUUUACUAUUCAUCAUUAACACAAUUAUUAUAAUAAUCACAUUUCCUACUGAAAAAAUCACUUGCCCCAUCGGGCAAGUAUGUAUUGAGUUUCACUUGUCCGUACUGGGUUUUCACUUGCCUCGGGCAAUCGGACAACUGUUAAUGUCGAUCCCUGAAGUGAUGCAUAAUUUGCAUAAAUUCUUGAUGGUUUCAAAUGUAAUAGUUCCGAUAUUCCAUAUUAAUACACAAGCUCAUGUUAUAUAAUGAAUUCUAUUCUGUUAGGCAUGCUCUGUUCUAUUGUUCAACUGUACACGGAGUCUCUGUCUGAAUUAUAGAUAUGUUAUAUGUAUGAAAUUUUAAUGUUUGACAAAAAACUCCACAUAGGUAUUUCAUUGUGAAGGCAGACUGUAUGUGAAGCAUUUCGAACAAUAAUUAUAUCAAUUCUUCAAUAUUGAUAUUCCCCAUGUUUGGUGCAUGCAGUAAUAUUCUAAUUUAUUGGCAAGGUGACAGGAAGGUUAAAGAAGACCAAAUUGGUGAGAUUUUUUAAAAUAAUAUAUGUAUGACAGUCCUGUGUGUUCACGGAGGCAUUGAUUUAGGAGUGCUGCUAGGUUUGUUUAAUUUUGUAUUGACAUUCCAAUCCUACCUACCCACCUAUCCUCUAUAAUGAUGAUUUGGAUGGGAAGCCUUGUACAUUUUACCCAGUUCUGUAUACAGCCCAAUGACUCAGUAAUAAAAAUUCUACCAGAA